AUGGCUGGAAAUGCUGCCAUACUAAAUGAUAUACUAGAUUAUCUACGGAAACGAUCCUUUCCACUGUCCACCAAGACGCUACGCAGCGCAAUUGAACAUUUGCCCAGCGUCAAUACUCGCCGACUAAGAACUCAGAAAUAUAUUGUAUAUGCUGUUCUGAUUCCUUUGAAUUUGGCCCUGACACACCUGCUCUCAAACUACAUCCAGAACUUCUGGUGGCUUAUUCCACUGAUUGCGUUGCGGCCCGUGGUUGACUUCGUUGAGAUGGUCUGUAUCCUCAUCUUUGGCCUCGUCCGGUACCUCCGACCGACGCCUCCCAAGACUCCCGAAACACCAGAAAGCCUUGCGUACCUCCUCUGUUGCUACAAUGAGACAUACGCAGAGGUUAUGGUCUCAUUGGAGUCCUUGGCUGCACAAAAGUCGGUGGAAGACCACAAGAAAGUCAUCCUCGUAGUCUGUGAUGGCCGCGUUAGCACCAAAGGCAUGACCAAAACGACUGCUGCCCAUCUGGUUGAAGACAUUAUCGAGCAUCCUACCAGCAUUCGCAUGUCUGACGCCUAUACUUCAUGGGACGGUGCUUCUAUGCAAAUCGAGCUUGUCAAGGGAGAAUUCAGAGGUGUGCCAAUCGUCUGCCUGGUCAAGAACGAAAACCGCGGCAAACGAGACGGAGUCGUUCUCAUGCGGGCUUUCCUCUCCAAAUUCAACCAACGUAAAUCGAAUCCGGAAUUAGCAAUGUUCGGCCCAAAGCUCUUUGCCGAACUCUCUGGUUUCCUCGAAAGCUUGUCGAUCCAAAAUGUCGACUAUGUUGUUGGCAUCGACGCUGAUACUCGGUUUGAUGACAAGUGCGUCUCCAACCUGAUUCAAACUGUGAGGGAAGAUGACAAGAUCGUUGGCGUGACUGGUUUCAUUCGACCCGACCCUACCAACGUGUCAUCGUUUUCACCCGCCUAUCUCUACCAGAAUGCCGAGUACAUGGCCGGCCAAUACCGCCGUCGUCUACGCCAAAGUCUCACAAGUGAGCGGGUAACUUGCCUGCCAGGAUGCUGCCAGCUGCUUCGAGUUGAGGAGUCUACAUGUGGCGACGAUAUCAUGAAGAAAUUCGGAUACUACCCCAAGGAAACCGAUGGCUUGUUCCGAACCAUCCAAUCAAUGAUGAGCGAGGAUCGAGACCACAUAUGUCUAACUGCAAAAGCCUACACUACAGCCCCAACCAACUUGUCCGUCUUCCUAAGCCAACGCCGCCGAUGGACCCUCGGCCCCCUCACAAGCGACUGUCUCCUCUUCUGCCGCAAAAACACCGGCUGGACUGAGCGACUCGCUGCCUUCAGAUCCGUCGUAACCUGGAUCAUUGCUCCCUCCCUCUUCUUCGCCAACUACCGAUCCCAACUCGACGCCCGCAUCCUCCUCGUCCUCAUCUUCAUCGACACCUACCACAAGUUCUGGGACACAAUCGUCAUUCUCAUGUGCGCACAGUCGAUCAAAGAUGCAGUGCAAUUAGUGGUAGGGAUACUACUUUGUCACCGUUUUGGCCCCCUCAUUGGCCAGAUGACGCAAGUGUACACACUGCUCAAGAUGGACGACUUCAGGUGGGGGAAGACGCGGAUUUCCGUAGAUACCACUGCGGCUACGUGA
Molecule: messenger RNA, 1632 nt
Organism: Bipolaris maydis ATCC 48331
Lineage: Eukaryota; Fungi; Ascomycota; Dothideomycetes; Pleosporales; Pleosporaceae
Source: RefSeq, a predicted model, not a curated record